Messenger RNA from Scaptodrosophila lebanonensis, 2040 nucleotides. RefSeq names its product pyruvate kinase. The transcript is spliced from 2 exons. The coding region runs from base 38 to 1987 and encodes 649 amino acids. NCBI's taxonomy places the organism in Eukaryota, Metazoa, Arthropoda, Insecta, Diptera, Drosophilidae. Gene Ontology annotation, molecular function: magnesium ion binding; pyruvate kinase activity; potassium ion binding. Gene Ontology annotation, biological process: glycolytic process. The record is from RefSeq and is a predicted model, not a curated record. Gene Ontology annotation, cellular component: cytoplasm.
UUGUAUAUUUUCUUAGUUUUGUACAUUAUUAGGCAACAUGGACGAAAUUCGCGAAACAGUGGUGCAUACAAUGGAUGAUAUCCUGACGAAUCUCUGCAAACGACUGAAGGCCAUCUCCGUCGACGUGGAGAGACUGCAACGUGUGAAGGAGCAACUAACAACAAUGCAGAAUCGCCAGACUCUCGUCAAUCUGCUGGGUGUGGAUGAUAACGAUAGCUUAGCGCAGAGUGUAGAUCUGCAGAAAAUGCAGUCAAAGCUAAGCUUUCCCAUACACAAAGAUCCGAUACUGCCCAUUGCAGACACAGGUAUUGAGGACACCGAGGAUGACAUUGGGGAGGAGUUGAGCGAGGAUCUGUGUUUGUUGCCAUUUGAUGAUGAAGAUCGCUGGCAUAAUUUUUUCAACGGCUUCGAGAUCAUAAACACGCCCGACGCAGUGCUGCUGAACGGGAACAGCAAUUGCAUUGAAUUAACGCGUUGCCAAUGUGACCAGGAAUUGAAGUGCUAUUUGCUGUCAGGCGUGCGCUGUUUUAUGAUCGAUCUCUUUACGGGUACCAUACGGGAUAAUCAAACAAUGAUGUUGCAGAUCCGCGAAGCAGAGCUUAGCACUUCCAAAGAGUACGGCUUUCCUGUAGUCUCCACCGUCUUUGCCAAACUGUCGCCACGCUACCAAUACACAGGCUACCUAAGCCAAAGCUAUUCGGAGACCUGCAGCGUGGAGCUGAAGCGGGGCUAUAAGGUGAUGUUGACCGUCGACCGCCAAUACUCGAAUUGCUGUACCUCGCACGUUAUUUACGUCAAUGCGCGAUUUCUUCUCUGCGAUGUCAAGGAGUUCGACUUUAUACUCUUGGGGGAGGACAUACAACUGAUGGUGAAGAGUGUCGGCCAGGAUCAUAUCAAUUGUUGUGUAGCGCGUCCUGGACUGCUCACCUCCUACAUGCCAGUGCGGUUUCCCUCACGAUGCCGCAGAUUCCGUGUGUCCUACGAGGAGCUGGAGGACUUGACCUUUUCCCGUGAGGUGGGCAUCAACGUAGUCGUGUCGAAUUUUGUGGGCACUAUUGAAUAUCUGGACGAUCUAGAGGAAGCUAUGGCGAUGCUUGAGUGCGAUCAUCUCCGUCUGUAUGCACGCGUCGUGCUCAAUGAAAUCCUGGGCUGCGAUGGCGAUCUCAAUUGGGUGAUGACACGAUACGAUGGGCUUUUCGUAGAGCUCGCCCGACCCAAACCCACAGAGCCCACGCCCAACAUCAUGCAUUUGUGCCCAGAUGCCGAGUGCCUCAUGCAGCUGGCCCAUGAUGCGAAGAAGCCAAUUGUGUUGGACGCAACCCUCAUCAACCAGCAGAUACUUCGCAUAGAUCCUGCCCAUUACUACCAUAUGUUCUACUUUCCCGACAAAUAUCUUAUCAAAUGCGACGAUUCACUUAAAACCUAUUACUUCAGCCUACUGCAGGGCGCCAUUUUCGAUCAAAUCGGUCAAGUGGCGCUGGCUAAGAUGCCCUUCUGCGACAGCUCCCAUACGGGCGCCGACACCCUGGCCCGCUCAGUGGUAACCGCCUCGUACGAGGUUCAGGCCGUAGCCAUUGUGGUGUGUGGUGUUACCACCCGAAUGGUGCAGAAAAUCUCCCACUUCCGUCCCAGGGCCCCCAUACUGUUCAUUAGUCACAUGCGCUCGGCUGAGGACUAUGUGUCCUUGUACCACAAUGUGACGAUGCUCUCCUAUCGCACCAGACACUUUAUUUCGCAUCGUCGGAACACAUACCGAAAGGCCAUCUAUGCGCUGGCCUACUUGGCUGCCCGGAAAAAGCUGAAACACAACGAUCAGAUUAUUUUGGUGUACAACUACGAGGCGGGCACAUCGUUUCCCGAGAAUUAUCUCAUCUAUAAGUUUGACAAACACCACUUCACAGAUCAUAUGGCCUCAUCAAUGUUUCCCGUGCAGGCGGAUAAGGAGGAUAAAGAUACUAAGCCUCAUGUUCAACACAUCGGCACUUGAAAGCUCCGUCAAAUCAUUAGGUAGUAAAUAUAUUAAAUCAUUUAAAAUGUAAA